This is a messenger RNA of Amorphotheca resinae ATCC 22711, 2018 nucleotides long. RefSeq lists its product as hypothetical. Bases 1 to 1896 code for a protein of 631 amino acids. Gene Ontology annotation, biological process: polysaccharide biosynthetic process; glycosaminoglycan biosynthetic process. The record is from RefSeq and is a predicted model, not a curated record. Gene Ontology annotation, cellular component: nucleus; cytosol. Gene Ontology annotation, molecular function: NAD binding; UDP-glucose 6-dehydrogenase activity. Lineage: Eukaryota; Fungi; Ascomycota; Leotiomycetes; Helotiales; Amorphothecaceae. The transcript has 6 exons.
AUGGACUCAGCAUCUAGCACGGCAUCUGACCAGAUCCUUUCUGACUCUCAGAGCCCCUCGCCUGAAUCCACAAAUGCAUCGACGCCGUUCAGUCCCAGCGUGGUGGACUUUCCGAAGCUUGCUGCGUUAACCGCUGAUGAAGUGGUUGAAGAAGUGGUGGCGGUUGUUCAGCCAGAACAGGAGGGUGUGAAGAACAUCUGCUGCGUUGGCGCGGGGUAUGUUGGAGGACCAACUGCCGCCGUCAUUGCCUUCCAGAACCCAGGCAUUCGGGUGACAGUCGUCGACAAGGAUGCCGCGAGGAUCCGCAAAUGGAACUCACAACAUCCUCCUAUCCACGAGCCGGGCCUGAACGAGAUCGUGCGAGUCGCCCGCGAUGGCACGAACGCCGCAACCAUCGCUAUAGAAGGCGGGGAUACCGUCGAGCUCCCGGCUCGGCAGUCCAACCUCUUCUUCUCAACGGACGUGGCACGUUGUGUUUCCGAGGCCGAUAUUGUCUUUCUGAGCGUUAAUACUCCCACCAAGUACACCGGUAUUGGCGCGGGCGCGGCGACUAACAUGGUUGCAUUGGAAGGUGCCACCAGAGAUAUCGCCAUCGCUGCCAAGCCGGGUGCAAUUAUUGUGGAGAAGAGUACGGUGCCUUGCAGGACGGCUCAGAUCGUCCGAGAUACGCUUGAAGUCCACAGACCAGGAGUCCCUUUCGAGAUCCUCUCGAAUCCAGAGUUCCUUGCAGAAGGGACUGCAAUUAAAGAUCUCCUCAACCCGGAUCGUAUCUUGAUCGGGAGUUCGCAGACGGAAUCCGGGCUCGCAGCAGCAGCCGCUCUCAAAGACGUCUAUGCUGCGUGGGUCGAUCGCUCUAAAAUCGUCACGGUCAACCUCUGGUCCUCGGAGCUUUCGAAACUCGUGGCAAAUGCCAUGCUUGCGCAGAGGAUUAGCUCUAUCAACAGCAUUAGUGCGAUUUGCGAGCAGACCGGUGCCGAUGUUGAUGAGCUCGCCAAGGCCAUUGGCCUUGAUAUGCGUCUGGGCCCAAAAUUCCUGAAAGCUGGGCUCGGCUUCGGCGGCUCCUGCUUCAAGAAAGAUAUCCUCUCCCUUGUCUAUCUCGCUCAGACGCUUCACCUCGAUGAGGUGGCCGAGUACUGGACACAGGUCCUCACCAUCAACGAGUACCAACGCAACCGCUUCGUCCAGCGAGUCGUGCGAAAUCUGCACGGCACCCUCAUCGGUAAGAAGAUCACGAUCUUGGGAUAUGCGUUCAAGAAGGACACCAGCGAUACUCGCGAGUCGCCUGCGGUCGAGGUCGUCAAGACCCUGCUGGCGGACAAUCCUGCCGAGAUUGCCAUCUUCGACCCGAAAUGCAACCCGGAGAACGUUAAAGACGAGAUCAAGCAUCUCUUCGCCACUACCGACACCGCUGACUCGCACAAAGUCUACAAAGACGCUUAUGAUGCCUCUGCCGACUCCAGCGCCAUUCUGAUCCUCACCGAAUGGGACCAGUUCCACUAUCCACCACUCACACAAAAGGAUUCUGCAUUCCACAAAUCCGACGCUCCGCCUCAGCUGAACAGCACCAGACCGCAAAAGCAAGCGACCCUCGAAGCCGAAGCAGCCCUCGAAGCCGACGCGGCACUUGCUCCAGCCCCCUACGGUGCCGAGCAGCGCUACCUGCCCGAGCCGCCCUGCGCGGAGGGGUGCCGCGACUGCGAGCGCGGUAGUGUGGAAGAGGUGAUUGCAAGCGAGAACGUCGAGUGGGCGCGAAUCGCGUACGGAAUGAAGAAGCCAAAGUGGGUGUUUGAUGGCCGGGGUAUAGUCGAGGUUGCGGAGAUGGAGAAGUUAGGAUUUCGCGUUGAGGCAAUUGGGAGGGCAGGCAGUAGGAGUCGCUUGCAUGGCUUUGAUGCAUAAAUUGCUCUUGACUUCUUCGUCUUGAUCGAGAAGUCAGUCGAUCUUAGAAGAAAGAAGACUUGUUGCAGAGAGUGGGCGAAGAAUGGAGUAUAGGUGCUGUAUGGUAUGUUACGGCUGGAAGG